AUGACACAGGUUGAAGGGUUGUCAACCUGGAAUCCAGCGUUUAGACCUGAGGACAACGAAAGUAUAAUUACGAACAAUUUGGCCCAGUUGGUGCUGGACCCUGAAAGCCGACCGGCCGAAGUUUCUCCUGUUGACGUCCACACAUCGCCCUUUGGCGACGAUGCUGAUGUUGAGAACGAAACUCAUGUGCUGGAAUCACCUUUACCCUCCGAACCACAAGACGCUCCUGCCCCCGUUGCGACUGACUCGGAUCCAUCACAGAAUGCUGAUCCGAUAACUGAAUUGAAGGAUGUGCUUGAACAACCCAGACAUAUUGAUGGAAACGAUUCGUCGAUACACCCCGAUGACACUCAAGUUGCAGAAAAUGUUGCGGAAUAUGUGUCCACCCAGCCCGAAGAUGAUAAGGAGCAAGCAAAUGGGCUUCAUCUAGGGAAUACCGUCGCGGAAGGCAUGUCUGCCGAGCAUGACAAGGAUGAGCACACAAGUGGGCUUCACCUGGGAAACUCCGUCGCAGAAGCUUCACACUUCUCAGCGCCAGAAGAGUUCUCUGGCGUCGAAACGAGCGGAAAUGGUCUUCAUUUUAGGGCUGUAAAGGGCGAUACUUCAUGGAUAGAUGGCGAUGAGGUUGAAGAAGACAAGGAUGCGAUGCCGCAUGGAGAGAUAAGCAAUGACCGACCCGGUUUCUGGGGUAAUCUAGGUAAUGAUGGACGCGACAACGAGGAUGAUUUUUUCGAUCAGCUCAAGACACAGACGAAGCCGAUUUACGUGCCACCAGAAACAGAAUCUCGUUUUGAGGAGGGGGUCCCGCUACUGGACAACAGUCCUCAAACUCCUGUCGAGCAGGCUCAAAGGGGAGAUAAUCAACUCGAUAAUGUUUUCGCCGGCGACGAGGAUGAUGAGGGUGAUUUCUUCAACGAAAUUCAAAAGUCCACUCCUGAAGAAGGACCUUUCCAUAUCACGCGCAAGAGCACCACUCAGGUGCUGAGCACUCUCGACACCACCCCAGACUCUCCCUUCAGCGAAACAUCGCCGACAGCGCAGGAUUUCAAUCAGAUUUUGGCUGACACAAGCGCCCAAAACGAGACCAAAGAGCCAUCUGAUGCGGAUCUUGCCGCAAGGUGGCAGGCUGAACUAUCGGAUGACGCGGAGGAGACAAUGCCGCCUGAAGAUGAUCUGGCUGCACGGUGGCAAGCUGAACUGGAUGACGAUGAUGAUGACUUGCUUUUAGAUGAGGCCUCAACCGCGAACAACGAUCAAGAGGCCGCCCAGCUCAACCAGGAUCACAAUGCGGGAUUUGCUGCAAGCCUCCAGAGCCCGUUUGGCACUCCUGAGAACCCUGCCAGGCCCAAAGCUCAGCCGAUCUCUUACACGCCGCACCAACCCUCCACAUCGGACCUGCUCCAAGGAAUUCCGGCUCAAGCGCCUGUGCCUCAGCCUCAUAAUGCCCCCACGUCAAAUUAUUUUACAGCACAGGCCCCGCCGAAUCCCGUUACAACGAGAGCGGAGAGUUUUGCAGAGCGUUCAAAGGAAGGAUAUAAGUCUCCUUAUGAUCUGCCGGAAGAUCUCGCACGGCCUCGUCGCCCUGUCGUCAGUAAGCAAGUCAUCCCGCAACCUGGUAAUCUACCGCCGCCACCUCCACGCAGCAGCAGUAUACCUGCACCCUCUCCACAGCCAUCAAAAGCCCCUGCCGGAGUGCUUGGGACCUCGCCAAAACAACCUGUCGCUGCUGUUACCCCAAAGAACUUCUAUGAGGAACUUCCAUUACCGCCUCCUCGGCCCAAAUCGAGGCCUGCUAGCUCAGGAAGGUAUACGCCAAAUCCUACUUCAGCGCCCCCACCAGCGCCUCUAUCAGUGCCGCAGUCAAUACCUGCCCCGGCAAAUCCGUACGCUAGCAUCCCGCUUGCACCGAAAUCCGCUGGCGACCUUCAGUCUCCACCCGAGCUGCAUCAGCCUGAGAAAUUAGACCCAUAUUCAAGUCUAUUGGCGCCCGCCGCUCUAGGUGCACCAGUUGUGCCUGGUGCUCAAUCGCGAUAUUCUCCCAAGCCCCCUGGCUUACAGGCUGGCACUAAGCCUUUGCCAUCUCCCAGAUACUCACCAGCUCCGCCUGCAUCUACUGUUGUUGCCGGAGCUCCUCCUCCCCGCAAUCGUUAUGCCUCACAACCGUCCAGCAUCUCUGGUCCAGGCGCUGUUCUCCCGUUCCAACCGCGCACAUCGAGCCCUUUGGCUCAUCACGAGAAGAUUUCAUAUCACCCCCCCGGUGUUUCGGAAGAACGGCGCCGAUCAGAGCCCGCAGCCGGCCUUCCCCCGCCCAGUCACGCGCAGCCCUUCCAACCGCCGGUCAUUCCAGAAAGCCAGGGUCCUGUCGAUGCGGGCAUCCAUGAGAAUGUGCAACCGAGUGUGACCCAACCAAACUCGCCCCCAAGAAAUCCAUAUGCCCCUUCAGCUUAUGUAAAUGAGUUUGCGAAGCGUGUGGCCCCCGUACAGAAUGAUCUACCGUCCAUUGGAACUCAGAACGUCGCGUAUGCCCCUCCCGUUGGAGAAUCGCCGUUCGUUCCUCCUCGCCGAUCCCAAACUCAGUCACCUAGUCAACAGUUGCUGAGUCCCCGAUUGUCUCUUCCCCCGAUUGAUCCUCUGCAACGGCCUGCUUCUGUGCAUGGUGCCACCUCUCCUACAAAGACGGUCAAUCCUUAUGCUCCGGCCCAAGUCUCUCUCCACAAUCGUGCUCUGUCCCAAUCGCUUGAUUUUAUUCCCCCUACAGAUGGACAGCAGCUUGAUCCCCUUGAACGGUGGAAAGGGGCGCCGAUUGUCAAAUUUGGUUUCGGUGGCAUUGUUACAUCUUGCUUUCCCAAACAUAUUCCUCGGUAUUCUGCUGGUCAAGCUGCACCGAUGAUCAAGUCCUGUCCUGGUGAAAUUAAAAUUUGUCCUCUGAACGACAGGCUGCCGCCUGCGGAAAGCAUUGUGCAAUAUCCAGGACCACUGAAGAAUAAGUCGAAGAAGAAGGAUCUGCUCGCUUGGCUGUCGAGCAAAAUUGCCGCUUUUGAGAAUGAGGGUGAUCCGAGUUUCGACCCCACCCAGCCUGAUAUAACCAAGCGUCACGAGGAAAAAAUUCUUUUGUGGAAGAUUGUCAGAUUUCUGGUUGAACACGAUGGUGCGCUGGAGGGCUCGGCUGAAGCCCAAAAGUCUUUGCGGAGUGUGAUGUUUCCCCAUCUCCAGCAAUCCACAACUGAUCAGGUGCCGGGCGACAGCUUUAUACCUGCUGCGACACCUCAGGCGAUAGAUGCGUCUGCCCGGUCAGAUGCCGCAGACUCCCAUUCGAUAGAAUCACUCCGUGAUAGUCUUGUGCUAGGAGAACGAGAAAAAGCAGUAUGGGCAGCAGUGGACAAUCGCCUGUGGGGCCAUGCCAUGAUCAUUGCCUCGACGAUGGAUCGAUCCGUUUGGAAGCAGGUCGUCCAAGAAUUCGUGAGGCGCGAAGUCAGAUCAACGACUAGCCGCACUGAAUCCUUGGCAGCGUUCUAUGAGAUUCUUGCUGGGAACGUCGAGGAAAGUAUUGAUGAGUUGGUCCCUCCUUCCGCCAGGGCUGGUCUGCAAAUGAUUAGCAAAGUCGACGGACAGGGGCCUGCCAAGAACACCCUCGAUGGCCUUGAGAGCUGGAGGGAGACCCUUGGUCUGGUGCUAAGCAACCGCAGCCCCGAUGACCAACGGGCGUUAUUGGCUCUCGGUCAAUUACUAUUGUCUUAUGGCCGUACGGAGGCUGCUCAUAUCUGUUUCAUUGUUUCUCGUGCGGCAGUAUUCGGCGGCAUUGAUGAUCCUCAAGCAAAUAUCGUCCUUUUGGGAGUCGAUCAUCAUCGGCUAGCUUCCUCUGCUCCUUUGCACAAUGAUGAUUCAAUUCUCCUCACCGAAGCAUAUGAAUAUGCGACCUCUGUACUCGCGGGCUCCCCCAUGAACACGCUACCCUAUCUGCUGGCAUUUAAAUUAAUCCAUGCGUGGUCCCUUGCAGACCAGGGACGCAAGUCGGAAGCUCAACAAUACUGUGAUGCGAUUGCAGCGGCUCUGAAGGCGGCAACGAAGCCCUCUGGGUACCACAACCCGCACCUGUUCUACGGUGUUGAUGAGUUAUCAGCACGCCUUCGGCAGACCGCCAGCGACGCUGGGUCAUCUUGGAUUACGAGGCCGAGUAUGGAGAAAGUGUCUGGUUCAAUGUGGGCAAAGUUCAAUAGCUUUGUGGCCGGCGAGGAAAGCGAUGCGGCGUCCACAGGGUCUGGAAAGGCCGAAGAGAUUGGACCAUUUGCCAAGGUCUCGGGAACUCCCACUGUCAGCCGCUCGCCGUCAGUCUCUGAUAUAUAUGGGUCUUAUCCCAUGGGUGGGGCGCAGUCAGCACCUAAUACUGGUGCUUCUCGCUAUCACCCAGUGAACCAGUAUGCGCUGAGUUCCUCACCCGAGCAACUCCGCGGUAGAUCGUCGCUCGACUCCCAGAGAUCUUCCUCCUAUGGAUUCCCCCCGCCACAGCGACGGGGAUCUCAGGAGCCUUCCACCCCCGUGGAAAUGAAUAUUUACCAAGGAAUGCCAACUUAUGGUUCUCCAUCAGCUGCUGGUUACCAAUCGACGCCUCCUCAGACCUCUUACAUGCCUCUGGCACCUGUGGAGGAAGACUCUGCCGCCUACUCACCACCGGACCCGCAACCUGCGCCUUCACAAACACUCGACAACGUAUCGCCUUACCAGCCUGCUCACUAUGCACCAGAGUCGUUUGGUCAGCCAUUUGAAACAAAUGAUGCAUCGGCAACGUCUCAGUUCGAGCAGGGUGGCUACAUGCCUCCAUCAAGCGGUGGCGGCUACGAGCCUCCUUUUGUUGAAGUAAACCCGGCGUCUGCAUCAGAUGAUGUGGAAGAUGAAUCCAAUGAAGGAGCUAAGCCGAAGAAGAAGUCAUUUAUGGACGAGGAUGACGAUGACGACAUGGCCGCACGCGCAGCCGCCAUUCAAAAGGCAGAGAGGGCGCGAAGAGACCGCGAGGCAGAUGAGGCCUUCCGCAAAGCGGCCGAAGCUGAUGCUCAAAAACCUCCGCCCACAACUGCGAAGAAAGGAUGGUUUACUGGAUGGUUUGGCGGCAAGAAAGAAGAAAACAACAGCGGCGGCGGUCCCAUCCGUGCUAAGCUUGGCGAGGAGAAUUCCUUCUAUUAUGACAAAGAACUGAAGAAAUGGGUCAAUAAAAAGGAUCCUGGUAGCAGCACUCCGGCUCGGGGUACACCGCCGCCACCAAGGGGUUCCGCUCCUCCUAGCAGAACGGCGAGCGGCACUGGCGGACCACCACCGCCUGCUGUAGGGACACCUCCACUUGCAGCACUUGGUGCUGGAAGCCGACCGUCCUCGUCCGCCGGUGUUCCUCCGCGAUUGACCAGCAGCCCCGCUCCGUCUGCGCUCGGAGCGCCGCCUCCUAUCCCGCGAUCUGUAUCAACAAGCGCUACUUUGCCGACGCCUCCAGAUGGCUCAGCUGGAGCCCCACCUCGACCAGCAACGUCGCUCAGCUACGCCAGUUCGAUUGAUGACCUCCUUGGCGCACCGCAAGCCCGUAAGGGUCCUGCGGCCAGGGGGAAGAAGAAGGGCAGAUAUGUCGACGUGAUGGCCAAGUAA
This is a messenger RNA of Aspergillus clavatus NRRL 1, 5628 nucleotides long. RefSeq names its product COPII coat assembly protein SEC16 (gene sec16). The record is from RefSeq and is a predicted model, not a curated record. NCBI's taxonomy places the organism in Eukaryota, Fungi, Ascomycota, Eurotiomycetes, Eurotiales, Aspergillaceae. The coding region runs from base 1 to 5628 and encodes 1875 amino acids. The transcript has 2 exons. Gene Ontology annotation, cellular component: ER to Golgi transport vesicle membrane; endoplasmic reticulum exit site. Gene Ontology annotation, biological process: COPII vesicle coat assembly; autophagy; Golgi organization.